Molecule: messenger RNA, 231 nt
Organism: Protopolystoma xenopodis
Lineage: Eukaryota; Metazoa; Platyhelminthes; Monogenea; Polystomatidea; Polystomatidae
Source: the annotation of a GenBank genome assembly
AUGCCAUCAUCGUCUUCGUUCGCCCUUUGGCGAAGCAUUUCCAUCCCGGCUCACAUGCCGUCAUCCGCUGUAGCGUUGACAACUGCCCUUCACGCUGGAGCCUCGUCAACAGCGACCACGUCGCUCCCGGGUGCGUCCACAACCAUCCACUUCACUGUCAAACAGGUUCCCUUCUUUGCUCCCACUCUUCUCUCUCCUCAAUUCGUCGUCGAUUCCGACUCCAGUCGUUAG